Molecule: messenger RNA, 6003 nt
Organism: Nomia melanderi (Alkali bee)
Lineage: Eukaryota; Metazoa; Arthropoda; Insecta; Hymenoptera; Halictidae
Product: WD repeat and HMG-box DNA-binding protein 1
Biological process (GO): DNA-templated DNA replication; mitotic cell cycle; DNA repair
Cellular component (GO): nuclear replication fork
Molecular function (GO): chromatin binding; protein binding
Source: RefSeq, a predicted model, not a curated record
GGUUGAUAUUAGUAUGUGUUAUUGAUUAUGCUUGCUUAAAAUGUGAUAAACUACAAUAACAUAUUAAUAAUUUAUAUAUUUUAUGUAAUAAAUACAUAAUUACGAUGAAAACGAUUGAAAACUCAAUAAAUUUUAGUACAUGUAUAUAUACAUAAUACGCGAAUAAUAUAUUUGAUCGAAUCAAUGAUCAAGAAUGCGCGCCAAAGAAUAUAUACAAAGGGGCGCAAGUUUGCAAUAAGGAUUUUACUGAGUUACUUAGAGAAAAACGUUUUGUAGAAAUAUAUUAAAAAAUGCCAUUGAUCAAAAAACCUAUGCGUUAUGCACACCCAGAAGGACAUACGGAUGUUUGUUAUUUUACAGGAGAAAGGAGAGGCCUUAUUACUUGUGGAUCUGAUGGAGAUGUUAGAUCCUGGUUAAAUUUAAUGGAUGAUGACCCAUCCGCAAGUUGUGUUUCAGAACAAGCUAUAUCUGUGAUAUCAAAGAAUGGAAAAAUAUUUGUUGGUAAUGAUAAUAACACAGUUCAAAUACUUAACUAUCCGGAUCUUGAAAAGGAAGGAAUAGUUACCAGAUAUUCAGCACCUGUGUCUGCAUUAGCAACAACAAAAAAUAGUAACAUUAUAGUAUCAGGAUCAUGCGAUAUGAGAAUACACGUCACUGAUAUUAAUACAUCGAAUAAUAUAGAGCUUUUUGGUCAUGAAGCUCCAAUAUUAGGUUUAUCAUUGGAUCCUAAAGAAGAAUUUGUGGCAUCGUCAAGCGCAGAUGGAUCAAUAAGAGUGUGGAAUAUUAAGGAAAAAUGUGUUGUUAAUAUUUGGAAUAAUAUUGUACCCAAAUGUAAUUCAUUUUUUACAGCAAAAGCAUAUUGUGUCCCGUCCUUUGAAACUAAAGAUGGAGGUUACUUAGCAUACCCACAUAUAAAAGAUAUAGUUAUAGUAGAAAGAUCUUCUUGGAAAGAAUUGUUUCAUUUAAAAUGCAUUAAUAUAAAAAGUGAAAUUAGUAUUUGCAAAUUUUCUGAAUGUGGUGCAUUUGUAGCUGCUAGCACUAUAAAUGGAGAAAUAAUUGUUUGGAAUGUAAGAACAAAAGAUUUGAUUGGCUAUAUUGAACAUCAGCAAAAUGCUAAAAUUACAUCACUGUCUUGGAGUCUAGAUGAAUCGGAUGAAAUUGCAUUUUGUGAUCAUUUAGGUCAAUUAGGAUGCAUUGAUGUGAUAUUCUGUGAGAAACCUGAUGGUGGUGAAGAAAAGAUAGAAGCAAAUGGAGAUGUGAAAGACAAUGGAGUCUACCUGCCAGAUGAAGAAGAUGUUGACGGGGAAAAUAUUAUAUCUUUAAAUAAUAUUAAAGCAUCUGUGGGUUUUGAAGAUGAUGAAAAAAGCCAUUCUGAUGUAGAAUCUGUGAAACCACAGGAGGCAACUGAUUUUACACCUGAAAUUAAUUUACAACCACCAUUUCAACCUGGUUCAUCUCCAGCACAUUUAUUAUCUCGUUUUAUGGUUUGGAAUGAUACUGGUAUGGUAAGAUGUUUUACUGCAGAAGAUGGGGAUGAAUCUGGUAUUGAAGUUGAAUUUCAUGAUGUUACAAUUCAUCGCAGCAUGCACAUUAAUAAUUAUUUAAGGCAUACUAUAGCAGCCUUAUCGCCAUAUGCACUUGCAUUAAAUUGUCCGUCAAGUAGCGAUACACGAAGUAAACUUGUUGUAAUAGCAUUACAGGGCUGGGGUUCUGGAAACAAAGAAUGGUUUUUGGAUCUUCCUGAAGAUGAAGAAGGACAUUGUAUUGCUGCUGGUGAUACUUUUGUUGCACUUUCAACGUCAAAAAGGAAUUUAAGAAUUUUUACAGUAGGAGGCACACAACGUGAAAUUAUAUCUUUAUCGGGUCCAGUAGUUGCAAUGAAUGCCCUUAACAAUGCUCUAGUAAUUGCUUAUCAUAGUGGAAUAGGUGCUUCGGGUGAUCAGAAUAUGAGUCUACUAUGGAUUCAAAUUCGUGGCUUAACUUUAUACAGUCGAAAAUUAUCUCUUCCACUGUCUCCUUCAUCAGAACUUAUGUGGAUAGGACUUACUGAUCUUGGGUCUCCUGUUAUUAUGGAUACUGAUGAUAUCAUUAGAGUGUAUAACAAAAAAUCAUCUCUAUGGAAAGUUGCUAGCGAUUUAAAUAGACAGUCUAAGGGCAGAGCUGAUCAUUAUUUCAUUAUUGGGAUCAGCGAACAGCAAAGUAUUGCCCGCUGUGUUUUAUGCAAAGGAAGUCAUUAUCCACCAACAACUCCUCGCCCUGUAAUAACAGAAGUAUCUUUAGUUCCUCCGGUGUGCGAACCUGAGAGCGAAAAGUCUGAAAAAGAAUUGAAACUAUGGAAAUUGGGAAGCAAUCCCAUAGAAGAAAAUGAAGCAGUGCUGGCACUAUUUGCGCUUGCUUGUCGAAAUAAUUUGGAAUAUCGAGCAGUGGAACUGUGUGAACAAAUUGCUUCUGAGAAAGUCAUAGAAUUAGCAAUUAAAUAUGCAAGAAGAAUAAACCGAAUGGCUCUGUCAAAUAAAUUAGAGUCUAUUGCUGAUAUAAGAGAAGAAAAACGGGACCAGGAUCAAGAAGAGAAAAAAAGUAGAGAUAAUGAUAUAGAAGAAGGCAAAAGUGACGAAGAAAUCCAAAAUGAUGAGAUUGAAGAAUCCACAAUUGCAUUAACAGUGCAAAAAGAAGCAGAGGUACAAAUUAAACCUUUGUCUAUGAGUGAAGCAUUAUCGAUGAAAAGAAAUAAUCCAUUCUUGAAAAGUGGAAACUCACCUGCAACCAAAGGAUUGGCUUUAUUGGAUAUUACUCCAGAAAAACCGCAAAAGUUAUCAGUACCAUCAUCCGCUCCUUCCAAAUUAAAGUCAAAGGAAACAAAAGAUGGACCAAAAAAAGAGACAUUUAUUAGUUGGUAUGCUAAAAACAAGAAAAGUUUGCAAGAAGAAUUUCCAGAGUUAAGUCCUGCUGAUUUAACAAAAACAGCUUUAACAAGGUAUAAGUCGAAGGUUGAACCUCCGCCAAAUGACGAUGUUACAGAGUCUUCAGAAUCAAGGAAAAGAAAGUUAAGCUCUGAUGCAUCCAUGGAUGUCAUACAAAAUGCGAUGGGUGUUAUGGGUCCAUGGCACAUUGUGAUUGCUGUGGCAUUAUCUCUUGUAAAAUUUCCAAUUGCUUGGCAUCAACUAUCAAUUGUAUUUCUUGCACCACCAACUAAUUUUUCAUGUGCUGCACCAAUAUCUACAACCAAUGAGUCCACAAUAAUGAAAUGCUAUGUAGAUACCGGAAAUGGUACUAUGGAAAAAUGUACUAGUUUUAAAUACGACAAACGCAUAUUUAAAGAAAGCAUUAUAACUCAAUGGGAUUUGGUCUGCGACAGAGAACAAUUAGCAAAUUUUGUGCAGACUUGUACAAUGCUUGGGGUGCUCAUAGGUAAUUUAGUAUUCAGUAUAAUGGCUGAUAGAAUUGGCAGGAAAAGACCAUUAAUGAUUGCGAUAGGAUUACAAUCAUUAACUGGAUUUAUUAGUGCAUUUGUCCCUUGGUAUGAACUAUUUUUAAUAUUUAAAUUUAUAUCUGCUAUAGCUACUGGUGGUACUAUGCUCAUCAGUUUUGUUUUACUUAUGGAGAUUGUAGGAGUUGAAUGGCGCUCGAUUAUGUCGGUACUCUUUCAUGUUCCAUUCUUGUUGGGUCAUUUAAUGAAUCCUUUGAUCUCAUACUUAACGCGUACAUGGGAUGGGUUCCAAAUGGCAAUUUCUAUACCUUCAAUUUUCUUGCUAUCAUAUUACUGGAUUAUUCCUGAAUCGCCAAGAUGGUUACUUGCUGUAGGUAAACUAUCAAAGGCAGAACAAAUCUUAGUCAAAGCAGCUGGCAGAAAUAAAAUACCUGUGGAAAAUGUUAAAACAGCAAUUGAGACAUAUGAAACUAAUGCAAGAAUUAAACACAAAGAAAAUGAAAAGACAUACAAUAUUACGCAUUUGUUUAGGACACCAAAUCUAAGACUGAAAACAAUUUGUAUAUGUAUUAAUUGGUUUGUUUGCGGUAGUUGUUUCUUUGGAUUGGCGCAGUAUAUGGGUUAUCUCGAUGGCAAUAUUUUUGUAAAUGUUGCUGUGUCAGCUGUUGUUGAAUUGCCUGGAACUAUAGUAGUCCUUGUCUUGAUAUCGCGUGUAUCCCGUUUAAGGAUUUUGAUAAGUGGCAAUCUUUUGUCAGGCAUAAGCCUGAUUUUAUUGACUGUGAUAUCAAAUUCGACUCUUACAAUAUGUUUAACUAAUUUAGGUCUCGCAGGAAUGGCAAUUAGUUUUCCAACUGUAUAUCUAUACAGUAGCGAGGUGUUUCCUACCGUAAUUAGAAACGUAGGUAUUGGAUUAGGAAGUGUUUGUGCAAGAACUGGGAGCAUGAUUGCACCUUAUAUUGCAACUAUGGGAAAAAUUAAACCUUGGUUACCACCAGUGAUAUUUGGUAUUGGACCAUUACUCGGUGCUGCGUUAUGCUUACUUUUACCAGAAACAAUGAAUUGCAUAUUACCUGAAACUAUCGAAGAUGGUGAAAAUUUUGGAAAGAAAAAGAAUAGAGAGAAUACAUCGAAAUGAUAUUUGGAUUGAAGAACGAAAGAAUUUUGUAAAUAUAAAAGACUUAUUUAAAGAUCAAAUUUCGAAUAUCAGAUUUAUUCUAAUAUUACACUAUACAAAACAUGAAGUCUGUUUUUAUAAUUUAUGUAACCAUCUAUUCCUCAUAUUUUUUAGAUAAGGGUAUUUACAGUAUUAUUAAACAUGUAAGUAUUUCUAAGAAAUCAUUUUAUGCUUGCCUCACUAAAAACUGUUUUUAUUAUGUAUAUUGCUUUGUUCUAUUGAAAGACAGAUCUUUAUAUAAUUUAAUACUAAAGCUAAAUAUUAUGCACUACUAUAUAUAUUACUUUAUAAAACAGUAAUAUACUGCAAUUAUUUUUUAAUUCUGAUUCAUUUUACGCUUUACAUCCUAGACAAUAGACAGAAUAGACUAGACAUCUUAUGAACUUCGUAUCCAAUGAUUUGAAAAAUUUAAUAUUGAAACAAGAAUAUGAAAAAGAACACAUUAUGUACUUAUUUAUUUAUUUGUAUUUAUUUGUACUCUGUAAGUAUAUAUAUAUACUAAUAGUUAUCUGAUUUGUUCAUAUAAAAAAAUAAGAUUUCUUUCUAGUAAAAUAUCUUAUGUUUAAAGCAUGCACACAUAUAAAAAUAAAUAAUAAUUAUAUCAUUGGAAGUAACCAAGGAGGUAUAUGUGGAAGACGGUAAAUGCUUGUAUAUUAGAAACUUCGCUGUUUCUUAAAUUUGACUUAAUUCGUAGUUUGACCCAUGUAAAAUACUUUACUAGGGAAACCAUGGACUACACCACUUGUUUUUCUAUGAACAGUAUCAAUUACAUGAUUGCCAUAUUUGACAGUAUUACUUAAAGAUCCCCACCAGGAAGUCAUCAUACUUUUGGGUGGUGUUUUUUCUGUAGUACUUAUUGUACCUGAAAUAUAACUUACUGACUAUUUUUCUGAAAGUGUAUAAUGUAAUUAUAUCAUGUAAAUAAGUUACCUAUAAAAAACUUCAAAAUGGCUUCAUUUACUAUGUCUGGUUUUUGUUGGUGUGGAAAAUGUUGUGCUCCAGAAAUGACUUUCACGUUAAAUUUUUCAACAUAUUCAGAACUUUGUAUAAUAUUUUCUAUUGUUACAAGUGGAUCCAUGUUUCCAGUUAUAAGUAAUGUCUUAGUAUAAAUCUGUGCAUUAGAUUCUGUAUUCAGUCUUAUGAAAGGAAGAUUUCUAUAAUAGUUAAUCGCACCUGUCCAGUCCUCUAUAGAAAGAAAUGUUUAUCAUCAUCUAUGUAUUUAAACAGAUAUUGGUUCACACUUUAUCAAUAUUUACCUUUUCUACUAAAUGCAUACUUAUAUGCUUCUACAUAAUUUUGUUCAGUACUUGUUUUGUUUACUAGAAGAUGUUGGAAAGUAUCAUUUAUAAUAGAUAAAUCUUCUUUAAGAGCAUCUAUUUCAGGAAGGAAUGGUAAUCUACUG